GCCAGUAUUUGUGGAUUAUACGUUCUAUAUCUUUGCUUUUGGUACUGUAUUGGCUUACAAAUGGGAAGACAUCCCUUCUGUCUCUAACUUUAUAUGUAAGAAGUUCUUUCCUAGGUAUUGUGCCUACUUCCCUGGCGCAGUUCUCAAUAUUUUUAGGUUUAUAACCACGUUCAAUAAAUCUAUGUUUAAGAGUAUUUACUGCAAGGGAAUAGUUGGUCUCUUCAGAAGUGAUCCUACGUGCCCUUAUAAACUGGCCCUUAGGGAUUGCUCUCAUUACUUUAGGGGCAUGGAAACUAGAAGCAUGUAAGAUAUUAUUUUUCUCAGUGGGUUUACGGUACAGAUUUGUACUGAUGUUACCCUCAUUUACAGUUAUGAGACGUCCUUUUUGAUACAUUUGUAAUGUAUUCUCCCUUAAAACUUAUAUUCUAUUUUUCCUUGCAGAUAACAGAAUUACUGAGCCCAAGAUAGUUACAUUAUAUGUACAACUAGUGGUAAGAAUAUUGGGUAAUCCUUCUAUGUAAAAUAGACAUGUGAUCUUGUUGUAUUAGUGGUAGGCCUAGAAAUGGGCAGUUCCUUUUGUGUUCAUUAGCAUAUCAGCACUUUAGUGAAACACUAUGUAGAUACAACCUUUGUGCAAUACUUAUAUAAAUUUCGUAACCUUGGAAUGAAGUCAAAAGACCAUUUGGACUAUUUUUGUACUAUUUUUAUAUUUUAUCGAUUUUAUGAGCACGUAUUGUGAUGACAUAAGCACUGUAUCACGGUUGAACUAUAACAAAGGUAUUUUAUAUAUUUUUAUUAACAUAAAUUAUGACGACAUGAAUACCAUGCCACUUUUGAUUGACAUAUGAUGUUUGAUGAUCUCACUUCCUGUUUUACACCUUAAAAAGUCUGUUCACAUAAUGAUUUGUACACUUGAUAAAGGGCUUUGGGCCCGAAACAUGUUGUGUGCAAUAAAGAGCACUUAGCAGCAAGUUCUGCCUCUUCGUUUGCUUUCUCUCAGCUCUCUCUGUGAUUUGCAUAUAUCCUACACCUGGAGCGGGGGUGCUUCGCUGAGAUUGAGAGCAUAGCUGCCAGUUCCCCAGUCAUCCUGUUAUAUUGUUCAUAAGUGAGUACCGCUAGACUGUGGGUGAAGGACAGCAGUUUAAUAUGUCUGAGGAUUCUAUCCCUUCAACUGCGACUACGUUUGCAUAUGAUGAAGCAGAUAUUGGAAGGAUUUUAAGUAAAAUUGAUGCAGUAAAUCUGCUUUCAACGCAAGACAUCGUUACUACAGAUACAGAGAAGGAUCUGUUCAACCUACGACGAAAGGAAAUACACACCAGUCUGCAUGUAAGUUCUCUGGCUGAAUAUAUCAAAGUUAAAAGAAUUCCCCGAGGUCUAAGACUUGACAUCAAACCUAAUUUAUGUGCAGAAAAUAAUCUCCUGCAACAACGCUGGCAUGAAAUAUGCAAUAAAUGUAGCCAGGAUUUGAUGCUUUUAACCGUUGAAACACUUACUGAAAAACUGGUGGAUAUCCGCACUGAAGUCCAGAAAUACAAAGAACAGCUACUAUUAGAGAAAGGCAAGGAUCAAGCGGAGAAAGUGAUCAGCGAACAGGAGCGUGCACUGGCCAAAUUACGCGAGACUAUCAUCCUCCGAAAGCGCAACAAGUUCGAAAGAGACGCGCGUGACUACAGAGAGGGCCGCGAAUACACGUGGCGAGAAGACAGGAACAGCCAGCGUACACAGCCAGGCCAGUAUAGUCCGCGCUACAGACGAACGGAUCGAGCGGAAAGAAGACCUUGGGCUUCAACUGACACCGCACAGCCCCAGUAUCGGCGCAAACAGCGUUAUAGAACCCCACGACAGGGCACAUCACGCGCACCGACGGAGCUAACAUCCAGCAGCGAAGAAUGUUCUGCCUCAUCUUCCCAAUCCUCUGUGCCUUUUUUAGGAGCUGCGGCACCCCAGGACACGAUGGGUAUACCACGCAAUCAAAAGCCACAGAACACCAGGGAGCAAUACCCAACGAGGAAUCGCAAGGCAACAAGAUAACAGAAUUACUGAGCCCAAGAUAGUUACAUUAUAUGUACAACUAGUGGUAAGAAUAUUGGGUAAUCCUUCUAUGUAAAAUAGACAUGUGAUCUUGUUGUAUUAGUGGUAGGCCUAGAAAUGGGCAGUUCCUUUUGUGUUCAUUAGCAUAUCAGCACUUUAGUGAAACACUAUGUAGAUACAACCUUUGUGCAAUACUUAUAUAAAUUUCGUAACCUUGGAAUGAAGUCAAAAGACCAUUUGGACUAUUUUUGUACUAUUUUUAUAUUUUAUCGAUUUUAUGAGCACGUAUUGUGAUGACAUAAGCACUGUAUCACGGUUGAACUAUAACAAAGGUAUUUUAUAUAUUUUUAUUAACAUAAAUUAUGACGACAUGAAUACCAUGCCACUUUUGAUUGACAUAUGAUGUUUGAUGAUCUCACUUCCUGUUUUACACCUUAAAAAGUCUGUUCACAUAAUGAUUUGUACACUUGAUAAAGGGCUUUGGGCCCGAAACAUGUUGUGUGCAAUAAAGAGCACUUAGCAGCAAGUUCUGCCUCUUCGUUUGCUUUCUCUCAGCUCUCUCUGUGAUUUGCAUAUAUCCUACACCUGGAGCGGGGGUGCUUCGCUGAGAUUGAGAGCAUAGCUGCCAGUUCCCCAGUCAUCCUGUUAUAUUGUUCAAAAGUUGUACAAUUAGAGGCACAUUUACCAAGGGUCGAA
Molecule: messenger RNA, 2727 nt
Organism: Xenopus laevis (African clawed frog)
Lineage: Eukaryota; Metazoa; Chordata; Amphibia; Anura; Pipidae
Exons: 2
Coding region: 1147-2031 (294 amino acids)
Source: RefSeq, a predicted model, not a curated record